AGGAUUCAGCAGCAUUGAAGCGCAUCUCAUCUCCCAUUACCACAAUCACAACAAGAAACGCUCUUUUUGGACACAUUUAUAGCACCUUGGAGGAUUUCUGAAGGGGCCAGAAGAUCAGGCUGUAUCCACUGUAUCCACAAUGAAGCUGGUACCAGAUUUAUGGAGGCAGGAGUUGUGGCUUCCUCCGGGUGUGACUUGGGAGGACAUGGAACGCCUGGGGCCAUCUGCUCGCCCCCGACCCCAGGACCUGCUCAUCACACUGCCCCUCGCUUUGGGCUUUGUUGUUCUGCGGUACCUUUUUGAGAGGUUCUGCGCCCCACCCAUGUCCAGAUGUUUGGGGGUGAGGGAUAGGUUACAAGUGCCUGCAGCCUCCUCCCCUAAACUGGAGUCCUAUUACAAACAGAAGAGCAGAAAACCCUCACAGAAAGAAAUAGUACUUCUGAUGUCACAGUGUGGGAAAACUCAGAGGCAAAUUGAGACAUGGUUCAGGCUCCGCAGGAACCAGGACCGGCCGGGUCAGACUAAGAAGUUUGGGGAAGCCGCAUGGAGAUUCUUUUUCUACAGUGCAGCCUUCAUUGCUGGAUUAAGUUGCUUGAUUAAUCGGCCGUGGUUUUGGGACCUGAGGGAGUGCUGGAGACAAUAUCCUGUACAGCCCAUGGAAUGGACACAUUAUUGGUACUACAUGCUUGAGCUUGGCUUUUAUGCAUCACUGCUUCUCAGGAUUUCUGUGGAUGUUAAAAGAAAGGAUUUCAGGGAACAAGUGAUCCACCAUUUGGCCACAAUCUUCCUACUGAGUUUCUCCUACUGCGCCAACUACAUUCGCAUUGGGACAUUGGUCAUGCUCCUUCACGACUCAUCGGACAUCUUGCUAGAGUCUGCUAAGAUGUUCAACUAUGGCACAGGCUGGAGAAAAACAUGUGACUCUCUUUUCAUUGUAUUUGCCGCUGUUUUUCUUGUCACUCGACUAGUCAUUUUCCCAAGCAAGAUCAUCCACUCCACUCUAGUUCUGUCCAUGGAAGUAUUUGAGCCCUUUUUUGGUUACUACUUUUUCAACAUUCUGCUGAUGGUGCUACAGGCGCUCCACUUGUUUUGGGCUGGUUUAAUCCUCAGAAUGAUCUAUAAGUUCCUCAAAGGCAAGCUGGAGAAGGACGAGCGCAGUGACGAUGAAAGUGACAUUGAGGAGUAUGACAAAGAGGAUGAGGAGCAGUUUGAACAGGGCGCCACCUGCUGCUGGGACAGAGGCAAAGACAGCCUUAAUUCCAAACUCUCAGUUCUGACCAACAGUUGUGUCCUGAACAAUUUAACCAACCACAGAGCAUCUGUGGCUGACCGGAUGAGGAAAGCCCAGUGAUGAUCACAUUGUGUUCAGCUCUGAAAAAGCCAUACCGACUUUUGAAUACUUUGAGACGAACGCCACGCUGGUGGUCACAAAUACUGUACUUCAUUACACUAGAGAAGUUUUGUUUAAUUAAGAAAGCAUUUAUGUUGUAAAGGUUGUUUCUUUUUGCCAUAACUGUCAUGUACAUAAACGCCUGUGGGAUGGAUGGGAUGGGCGUGUUCAUGUUAAAUCAGGUCCCAUAUGACGGAUGGUUGAUGCAUGUGCUGCUCAAGGCAAAACUCACUUUAGCCUUUUGUGCCUUUGUUACCAGUGUCAAUCUUUUUGUGCAUAAUUUAUUAUUUAAAACGAUCUGCAAAUGGCACAUCACAUACAACUAUUGAAAAAUACAACUUAGCAUUUGACAAGGAGUCACACUGCUGGACUGAAUACUUCUCUGUCAAAGUAUUCAUUUGCAAAAACAGAUCAUUCUUUAAAGCUGAAAAUUUCUAUUUUUGUUAUAAUAUUCUGUGAGUAAGUUUAGAAAAUAUUGAAUGUCUCACCUGUUUUUAAUGGCUCUUAUGUUUUUGCAAAUGAACAAAUUAAUGUGAUGUUUUUGGUUUUUUUUAAACUAAAAAAAACAACUUUAUUAAUAGAGUAAUAGUCUCCUCAGAAGAAAAUGCAGUAAAAUCUAAGUUUAGAGAAUGACUGUAAACAGUGACGCACAUUAACACAGAAGAAACACAGUGCUCUGUAAGACCUCCCAGUAAUAACCUUUUAUAUUGUAAAUAUAUUCCUGUAUCACACAAUACUAACACAAUAAAUUGUAUUGAAGAAUAUG
This is a messenger RNA of Periophthalmus magnuspinnatus, 2156 nucleotides long. Its product is annotated as ceramide synthase 2-like. The record is from RefSeq and is a predicted model, not a curated record. Gene Ontology annotation, molecular function: sphingosine N-acyltransferase activity; DNA binding. Gene Ontology annotation, cellular component: membrane. NCBI's taxonomy places the organism in Eukaryota, Metazoa, Chordata, Actinopteri, Gobiiformes, Gobiidae. The coding region runs from base 140 to 1351 and encodes 403 amino acids. The transcript has 11 exons. Gene Ontology annotation, biological process: ceramide biosynthetic process.